Daldinia vernicosa is the source of this 531-nucleotide messenger RNA. Its product is annotated as Ctr copper transporter family protein. NCBI's taxonomy places the organism in Eukaryota, Fungi, Ascomycota, Sordariomycetes, Xylariales, Hypoxylaceae. Bases 1 to 531 code for a protein of 176 amino acids. The record is from RefSeq and is a predicted model, not a curated record. Gene Ontology annotation, biological process: copper ion transmembrane transport. Gene Ontology annotation, cellular component: membrane. Gene Ontology annotation, molecular function: copper ion transmembrane transporter activity. The transcript is spliced from 4 exons.
AUGGACCAUUCGCAUAUGGAUCACGGACAUAUGGACCAUGGCGAUAUGGGUCAUGGAGAUGGUGGACACGGCGACAUGCCGAUGUGCAACAUGAAUAUGCUCUUCACAUGGGACACGACCAACCUCUGCAUCGUAUUCCGCCAAUGGCAUAUUCGUGGCACGGCUUCGCUGAUCUUCAGCUUGCUGGCCGUUAUCGCUAUCAGCGCCGGUUACGAAGCCCUCCGCGAGGGUAUCCGACGCUACGAGUCCUCGAUAGCCGCCAAGCAGGACGCUGCACCCAUCGAAUCAAAUACUGAGAGCGCGGCAUUACUUGGGGUAGGACGAAGUAGCCAGGCCGAUGCGAUUGGGCGACGGGCCCAUGUUUUUAAGUCGGUGCUCUACGCCGUACAGAACUUUUACGCCUUCAUGAUCAUGUUACUAUUUAUGACCUACAACGGCUUCGUUAUGUUUUCCGUUGCUAUCGGAGCCGGCCUCGGAUACUAUUUCUUCGGUUCGCAUACGAAAGCCGUAAAGGAGACGGCCUGUCAUUAG